AUGUGGGAAAAUAGUAGAGAAUACUCUGUUCUGCUCUUUAAACUGACUCCUGCAGCGAAGGUCUGCUGGUGGGGCUGUACCAGAAGGGUAGCAGAAACCUUUGUGCAUAAAAGAUGCCUGCAUGACUCAGUCUGGCGAUGGUUGGGACCAGCUGAGGAGUCACUUCACCAAGAGCUGGAAGGUGCUGGGCAAUCAAGACAGGAUGAAAUCUCCAAGUGUUUGGACCUUGAAUCAAUAACAGGCUGGAAUAAACUCCAAGGGCAGGAGUCCAGUUCCUCCAGGUGGCAGCAAGACUUGAACUGCAUUUGAAAUAUAAGAACUACAGGAGAAGUCAGGAUUCUCUGUGCAUUCCUGGAGGUGAUUUCAAGUCAAAUGACACAAGCAGGCUCAGAGCACCCAGGGACCUCCGCGCAGGAAGGUCUGCAGCCUACGCUGGGCUCUCCACUGUUGACACUAGCAAAACCUAUUUCAUUCAUGAGGAAUAUGAUUCUCCGUCAGACGCCCCAUGGCAAGAAAGGUCGAAAUAACAUCUCAUGGAGCUGUAACUCACUCCUGGAAGCUGAGACAGAAAGAAACACAAGCUGCACAUUCUUGCACCAUCUGCUGGUAGCAUCUCCAUUGACAGCCAUACCUAGAAUGGAUUUUGUAAUUGCUCUCAAACCUGGAGGGAUACGUCCACCUGGAGGGAGACCACUGCUAUGAAGAUUCAUGAUUCAGGGUACCUUGACGUUAAGGCACAGGAUGCUGCUGUAAACCGGACAGCGUUGAACAGCUGAACCAGAGAACAGCAGUCUCAAGUACAGGGUGAAGCAACUCAUCUGCCCUAGCUUGUCAGAAGAUGUUUAAGUGACAGCUUGAUUAGACCACACCAUGGAGAAGACAGAUGAAAAGCAUCUGCAUCUCAGUGAUGCUCUGUGAUGAGCAGCACCGAAAGCCAUGCCAAGUUCUCCUGGUCCCCACGCAGCUGCUACACCAGGAUGGAGACAAAGGGAGCAGCCAUGAAACCUGGUUUCUCCUGGUCGAGCUGCUCCUCCUUGUCCUCACAGAGCGCAGCUUGUUUGACAGACAGCCACCCAAACCUGAUGGGGAGAGGGAGCAGCCCCGCAGCCUCCCUUACUCCGUGGAGACACCAUACGGCUUUCACUUGGACCUGGACUUUCUGAAGUACGUGGAUGACAUCGAGAAAGGGAACACCAUCCGAAGGGUUCACAUCCACCGGAAAGCCAAGCAGCCAAAAUUCAGCACCCUGCCCCGAAACUUCAGCCUGCCUGAGAACAGCUCCCGUGGAUGCACAUCUGCUCCCAGCAAGAGCUGGACGGCAACCUGCUCCUUCCCCCAGCGAAAGGCAUCGCUGGGGGCGGAGGAGACCCCCCAUCCUCUUCUGCCCAACGAGGCACCCUUGCCAGCAACUGAUGAGCUGGCUUACCGGAGAAAAGCCCUUCUGACGGAGACGUGGCGGCAGGCAGAGCUGGGGUGGCAGGAAGGUGAGCUCCGGGGGCGGCCGCAGCUGCUUCGAGCCUCCAGCAUGCCUGCUGCACUGCCGCCUGGCCAGCCCCUGCCGCGGGACGGGAGGGUGCCCUCACCCCUCUGGCCACCUCCCCAGCACUGCCAUGACCGGAGUGGCUCCGAAAGCACGUUUCACCCUGUGUUGCAUUCGUCCGGCUCCGACAACAUAGUGUUAAAUCUCCCCCGGGAGAUGAGUUUGGAGGAAGAUGUCUCCUUGGGGCAUCCCGGUGGAGGCAGCCCAGGACCGAUGCAGAUGCAGUCGCUGUGGCAGAACCAGCAUCCUGCGGCGCCGCAGCUGCAGGUGGUGAUGGAGAGCGGAGGUGAGGAGGGCGAUGCCACCGACACCAGUGGUCGCUCCGCCUUGACUGGGCGUGAACCAGCAUCACUGGCUGCCAGCCAGCUCAUGGAGGAGAACACGAACCCUGGGGAAAGGGAGUUAAGUGUGAGUGAAAUGACUCCGAAGGUGCUGAAGCAAGUUGAGGAGGGGAGUGUCUGGGCUGAGGAGAACAAGGAGAGCUGUGGUCCUCAGCCUUGUGAUGCUGGAGAGCCUGGUGGGGUUGCUGAGCUAAAGCAGCAGAUUGCUGCUCUGGAGGAGCAGCUGGGCAAGAAGAAAGAAGAGCUCGAGCAGAUCAGGGCAGUGCUGGAGCAGCAGGAUCAUGAGAUCAAGGAGAAGGAGAAAAGCAUUAAGUUACUGGCCAGCUCUAAAGCUCAGCUGGAAGAGAAACUGUGCCGGGAAAACACCAAAGAGGCCACGGCGCUGUCCAGGUGGAGCAGUGGGGCUUUGCAGUGCUAUGAUGCUGCGGUGAACACCGACCUCUCGCAGGUAACCGGGGCCAAACAAGCCCACGAUAAAGGCAUCAACGUAAAUAUCCCAGUCUCCACCAAAUCCGUAGGAUGCAGUGUCCAGAGAGCAGACAAUGCAAACGUGCAGGCAAUGAAGCUGGGUGCUCGGAGAGAUCCGGGACUGGCAGAUGCUCACACCAGCGUCAGUGGAGAGGGACCUGGAAGUUUUGGUGAAGCUGGCGUCAAGGCUGGACUUCAUGCACCAUGCUUCACCCAGCUGAAGAUUGAUGAGCACCUCGGUGAUGACAAUCAAAAUCACAGGAAUAACUAUGGUACCCAGAGUCUGGCUGCUCAUGCUGCGAGUGCAGAAAGCUAUCAAGGAACAAGAAGUGGCUCAAGGGCAGGUGAAAACGAGGCAGGCUUUGGAGAAGAUAAACCUCAAGAUGGGCUGGAAGAGGACAGUCCCCCUGACCAUGAGGAUGUCCCUGCUGUUGACCCCAUCAGCCAAUACGUAAAAAAAAUCCAGGAGCUUUUGCAGGAGCAGUGGCUGUGUUUGGAGCAUGGCUACCCUGAGUUAGCAAGCGCUAUUAAACAACCGGCCUCCAAGCUCAGCUCCAUUCAGAACCAAUUAGUUAAUUCCUUAAACUCGUUGCUGUCCGCCUACUCUACGCAAGGGCCCGCCGAUAAGGAGAAUUCGAACACGCACUAUCAACAGUUGGAAAUCUCUCCAGCCACAAGUCUUAAGUCUAUCAUGAAAAAGAAAGGUUAUGGUUUCCAUGCAGGAGGCAAUGGGACCAAAAAGAAUCUUCAGUUUGUUGGGGUAAAUGGUGGCUACGAAACGACUUCAAGUGAAGACACAAGUUGUGAAGAGAGCCCAUCGGAUGGCGACGGGGAGAGUGAGACGGAGAAAAGAGCUGAUGAUUUGGAGCCCACACAGGCAAAAGCUGGAGGUGAAAGCAAGGGGGCUUUGUCGGGGACCUCCUCGCAGGAGAGGCGUGAGGGUGAUGACCUGCAGGAGCCACCAGCAGAAGUGCCUUGCACUCAGCAGAAGGCUGACAGAUGCAAACCCUCUGAAGAUUUCCUUGCCGACUGCCAGCUGCUCAGCAAGCACCUCUCAGAAAUCAGGACCACAAGCGACAAGCAUCUGCGGCACAUUCUGAGCACCGUCUGCCAGGAGUGGUUCCGGGUGUCGAGCCGCAAGUCUUCCAGCCCAGAGGUGGUUGCAGCGUAUCUCAAGGCAUUGGGGGCCAUCCAGCCCCAGCUCCUGGUGAUGGUGGUGAACCUGGCUGACAGGAACGGCAACACGGCGCUUCACUACAGCGUUUCCCAUUCCAACUUCCCGAUUGCAAAGCUCCUGCUAGACACAGGUGUGUGCCGCCUGGACCUGCAGAACCGCGCUGGCUACACAGCGGUGAUGCUCACCCCGCUGGCAGCUGCCGAAACAGGUGAGGACAUGGAGGUGGUGAUGAAGCUGCUGAAGGAGGGAGACGUCAACCUGCGAGCUGCCCAGGGAGGCCAGACUGCCCUGAUGCUGGGGGUCAGCCACGAGCGGGACGACAUGGUGCGGGCCCUCCUCGCCUGCCAGGCUGACGUCAACCUGCAGGAUGAGGAGGGGACGACGGCCCUGAUGGUGGCCUGCCGGCAGGGCAACGCCGACAUUGUCAGGCUUCUCUUGGCCCAGCCCGGCUGCCAGGUCACACUGACAGACAAGGGCGGUAACUCAGCCCUGUCGCUGGCCCAGCGUGCUGCCCGCGAGGACAUUGCAGCGCUCCUGCGAGCCCACGCCGAGCAGAGCCCGUCCCUCUCUGCGUGACCAAGCGGUGAGAAGAAAGUGGGAUGGGGAGUGGGGAACAAACUGCUCCUUCCUGCAACAGCCCUGCUGCUCGCCUCGGUGGCCACGGCCGGUGUAGUAGAUUUCCAUACGUACAGGGGGAUGAACCGUCAGUUACCUGCGUGUGUUCCCCAUGGCUAAUUCUCCUCAUUAAGCCUGUUUACACCCCCCCUAAUCUAUGCACAUUGCCACAAAUGAUUCCAAGCUCUCCUAUACACUCCUUUUGGUACAGAUUUGGCAGGUGAGCGACCAAAAUGAAGGAGAAAAGCACAUUAGAAAAGCAAUACUUAAGUCUUUUGUAACCUUAGAUUAUGUUUGUCCUUUUAAUCAACUACUUAACUGUAUCUCAUUUAACUUGUAAGUUUGUGUUCUAAUAUUUAUUAUUAGCUCUUCUGUAUGUAGCGGCAGGCAGUGAUUAUUCAGUAUAUGUAACGACAAACACAAGCUGGAUGGAUUAUGUAAAGUAUAAAAUCCUAUUUAUGUUUGCUUAUGUGGGUCUGAUGUAAGAAUUAAAAAUUAAUGCUCUAGGAAAAUAUUUGAGUAUACCAGACCCAAACACACAGACAUUGUUUUGCCUGUAUUUGGAAUUACCAUAUGGCUCUUAUUUUUCCUAAUUAAGUUUGAGCCAACAGGGAAGCGUAGCCCAUUGACAUGCACCGUGCAUCAGCACAUGUGAUGCUCAGGCACAGCAGGGUGGAUCAGGUUAUCCCAAGCAUGGCACAAGAUGAUCACAACAGAUUCCCAUCCCAGGAUGCAUUAAUGUCCGAGAGUUUGGUGGAGUGACCUUGCUGACAGAUGCCUUCCGGGCAAGCAUCUGCUCUCCCCUUUCCCUUGUGCUUAACCUCCAGAUGCCCAAACCACUCCCAGCUAAAGCCAUGCUGUGAUUUAGCUGCUGGAGUUGGCUGGUGCCAGCCGCCCCUCCCCCCACCCCGCCAUGGGGCACCCACAGGGUCAGUCCAGCAUCGCCUCAAAUCAUACGUGGGGCAGGGAGUUUCUCUUAAAUCCCCCUGCUGCUGCUGAAGAGGGAGGGCUCCAGCCCCACUUCUCCAAACACCUUUAUACUGUCAUUAAGUUGCUCUGUGCUGGGAAAUGCCGUUUCGUGAGGCUGUGCUGCACCAGGACCCAGUGGAUGCCCUCCACAGGCUUUGGGGGACCUGGAUGCCACCACCAAAAGCCUGGAUCUACUUGCCAAAACUAAUUAGCUAACUAGGGAGAUUUGCUUUUACUUUUCUUUCUUUUGUUACUAAGCAGAAGUUAAUCCUAGACUACUUUGGUUACUUCCAAGUCAAUUCACAUCACGAUGAGAUCUCUCUUAAGCUGCCUUUACCCUUCCCUCAUAUUGCAAAGCCGCUGACGAGCCCCCAUCCUCACGCCGGUAACACUUACCGCCUUGCAGGGAGGGGAGGACAGCCCCUGCCCUCCGUUUUCCAUGGAAAUCUGCCAUCUGCUCCAUUUUCUUUCCUCAUGUUUUCAGAAGCAUUCACCAUCUCAGAUGUCUAGGCGCCUUUUUUUAACUCUAUCCCAAAAUGCAGUUACCUCUUUCGCAUACAAAUAAACUCGAGUUAAACCUUUA
This is a messenger RNA of Falco peregrinus (peregrine falcon), 5693 nucleotides long. RefSeq names its product KN motif and ankyrin repeat domains 4 (gene KANK4). Bases 884 to 4102 code for a protein of 1072 amino acids. Gene Ontology annotation, cellular component: cytoplasm; cytoskeleton. Lineage: Eukaryota; Metazoa; Chordata; Aves; Falconiformes; Falconidae. The transcript has 16 exons. Gene Ontology annotation, biological process: negative regulation of actin filament polymerization. Gene Ontology annotation, molecular function: protein binding. The record is from RefSeq and is a predicted model, not a curated record.